AAAUAAAACAUAACAAUAACGUCCUUUUCAGUUUCCUUUCCUCCUCAGCCGCGGCGUCUUACCGCGGCCGCAACAUUCUUAAUUAUCAACCUUUUCUUCUCUCCAUACAAAAGCAAAAGAGAAAUAAAUAAAUAAAUAAAUAAAUAAAUAAAUAAAAAACAAUAGUUGCUGUUGUUUGAAAGGAGAGACAAAGCAUGAAAUUGUUUAAGGAAGUAAAAACUUCCUCGUACCAAACAUUUCUCUUAUUAUUAUUAUUGUUGUUUAUCUUGUCCGGUUUUGAAAUUUGUCACGGACAAGCUGAUGAUGACUAUGCGGCGCCUCCACCACCACCAGCUGAACUCGAAAACUGCGACGGAAUAUUUCUAACCUACAGUUUAACCUCAAGGGAAAAAGAAUAUCCGCACGUAAAAAAUGUGACGGCACAGGCGUGGGCGUUUAAAUCGGAAGCUACAUUGAUGAAUGUUGGGGACGAGGAAUUGAAAGGUUGGAAAAUGUUUAUUGGGUUUCAGCAUAGGGAGAUUCUUGUUUCGGCCGACGGGGCUGUUCUGGUUGACUCAGAUGAUUUUCCGGCUGAGGUAGGAAAUGGGACUACACUUGCUGGGAGUGCUGCGACGGAUUUGAGGACCGCCAUUGAAACGGCUGGUGAUUAUACUCAAAUGACUGUUAGGGUUCAGAUGAGUGGAACUCAGUUUGGACUUGGUGCUGGUGGUAAACCUAUGCCUAAAACUAUUAAGCUUGUUAAUGAUGGCUUCAAAUGUCCCGCAGCUAGUCGUCAAGGUCAAAGAAUGUUUGUAUGCUGCAAAAAGGACCCAAAAUUCAAAGCCAAACUUGACAAGAAAACAAAGUUCCUUCCUCGUCGCUAUGGCGACCUAACCAUAGCAUAUGACGUACUUCAAUCCUUCAAAACCAGCUACUAUGUACAAAUAACCAUGGAUAACAAUCAUCCAUUAGGUCGUCUUGAUCAUUGGAACAUAACAUGGGAAUGGCAAAAAGGCGAGUUCAUUAACACAUUAAAAGGUGCUUACGCUCGCAUAAAAGACCCUUCUGAAUGUUUAUAUGGUCCUGCUGGAAGAUACUAUGGUGACUUAGAUUUCUCACAAGUUGCAAACUGUCAAAAAAAGCCUAUUCUCUCUGAUCUUCCUUCUGAAAGAAAAGAAGAUGAAAAAGUUGGUAAAUUACCUUGGUGUUGUAGGAAUGGUACUGUUUUACCACCUAUUAUGGAUAAGAACAAAGCAAGAUCAAUUUUUCAGAUGCAAGUUUUUAAAAUCCCACCUGAUGAUAACAGAACAGCACUUACACCACCAAUGAAAUGGCACAUUGAUGGUGUUAUUAACCCUAAAUACACAUGUGGACCACCAAUUAGAGUUGAUCCACAACAGUUUCCUGAUCCAAGUGGACUUAAAGCAAUCUCAACAGCUUUUGCCAGUUGGCAAAUAGUUUGCAAUAUGACAAAACCGAAGCCGAAAGAAAACCGUUGUUGUGUUUCGUUUUCGGCUUUCUAUAAUGAAUCUGCUAUCCCUUGCAACACAUGUGCAUGUGGUUGUGAUGAUACAAGAAAGUGUAAUGCCAAUGCUCAACCUUUACUUCUUCCACCUGAUGCACUUCUUGUCCCAUUUGUGAAUAGAACAUUAAAGGCGCGCGCAUGGGCGAAACUCAAACACAUGCAUGUUCCGAAUAAGUUACCUUGUGGAGAUAAUUGUCCUGUGAGUAUUAACUGGCAUGUUAGUUCUGAUCAUAAGGAAGGAUGGACGGCUAGGAUGACAAUUUUCAAUUGGGAAGAUUUCUCUUUUGAUGAUUGGUUCGCUGCAAUUAAGUUUGAUAGGCAUUUUGAAGAUUUUCAAGAUGUUUACUCGUUUAAUGGAACGAGAAUCCCCGGUAUCAAAACCAUUUUCUUUCAAGGACUUAAAUAUUUGAAUUACUUAGCAGGAGAGACUAACGGAACUCAUAUUGGCGAUCCAAGGGUGCCAGGGAAACAACAGUCUGUGAUUUCUUUUCAUAAGAAACACGCGAAAGAUUUCAAUGUUGUGCGCGACGCUUUUCCUUCUAAGGUUUACUUCAAUGGAAUGGAAUGUGCACUUCCUCCACAUAGACCUGCUAAAAGUUUAGGGCAUAAAUCUUCUAUCAGUGUCAUUACAGUCAUUUUCACAGCUUUUAUGACAUUCUUGCUCAUGACAGAUCGCUUUUUCUAAGUCAUUGUUGUUAUAGUUAUCAUUUUGCAACCGUGGCUUUCGUAAAAAACUGCACUUUGAGUCUUAUCAUCAAGAUGGUUUGUGUGCCUAUGACUGAAUGCGUGAUGAGUGAUGCAGCUUGUUUGUGUAAAAAGUACAUAACAGUAUAUAUGAUCUGAUAUAAGAUUGUGUGGAACUAAUAGUUCAUUACAUAUCUAGUUCAUAUUACAAAUUAGAUGUCCUUUUUGUGUAUCAUUAAUUAGUUUAAGUUGAUCAUAUGUUUGAUCAUAUGAUUUGAAUUUAAAAUUUUGGGGGUGGGGGGGGGGGGGGGGGGGGGGGGGGGGUGGAGGGGACUAAUAUUUCCUUUCUUUGGUUUCAAAAGUUUAUAUUAUAAGUCAGAUAAUGAAAUUUGGAAGAGAGCAUACAAGAAUAGAAUUAUGGAGUGAUUUUGCUGUUGAAUGCAAAUGAUAUGCUGAGUGAAAGAAUUUAGUGCAUAAACAUGCAUUUUUUAUGGCACAAAA
This is a messenger RNA of Trifolium pratense (red clover), 2689 nucleotides long. RefSeq names its product COBRA-like protein 10. The coding region runs from base 195 to 2189 and encodes 664 amino acids. Gene Ontology annotation, cellular component: membrane. The record is from RefSeq and is a predicted model, not a curated record. Gene Ontology annotation, biological process: cellulose microfibril organization. Lineage: Eukaryota; Viridiplantae; Streptophyta; Magnoliopsida; Fabales; Fabaceae. The transcript has 2 exons.